UCCUUGCAAUGAUCGAAAGACAACACGAUCUUGAAUUCACUUUCCAAACCGGAUACAAACAUAUAUAUAAUACAAAAAACAAAGUAUGCUUUAUUCGCCUUUGCUCCUUGUUUAUCACUACUUGUCCUAGUUCGUCGAUGUGAGGAUUUUGCGAAAUGCAGUUGAGGACGAAAAAUUAUACAGGAAUGGAAGGGAAUGAUUCCCGAUCUCAUUCUGGACUUGUGAUUUUCAAUUCUUCAUUUGAAUCGAAGAGGAAAAUUUCAGCUAUAUAUUUUGCUUGUAUUUCGCUUUUUAUCAUCUUUGGUAACUCAAUAACACUGUGUAUCACAUGGAAAAAGAAGGCAAAAAAACCUACAGACUUUCUUCUUGGUACCCUGUCGGCACUGGAUCUUUUGACUCCACUGACAGAGUUCCCUCUUCUGGUUAUAUACAGCACGUUUGGCGUUUGGCUCGGAGGAGAAACAACGUGUCAUCUGGUCGCAUUGAUAUCACUGUUUUUAUGGAGAUUUUCAAUGAUCGUUUCGACUAUGAUCACUGUCGACAGAUUUCUCGCCAUUGCAAAACCAUUUUUCUAUCGCUCGAAAAUUCGCCUCCGACCGACUCGAGUCGCUGUUGUAGUUUUCGGGAUUUAUAGUCUAAUAAUUGCCGUCCUUCCUCUCGUGGAAAUGGCCUCUCAAGAUCAAUUUGAAAAAGACUGGUGGCGCUGUAUUUACCAUUGGAAAUCGAGUCGUUAUCAUCCUCUUACCGGGGUGUAUGUAGUUUUAAAUUCAAUAGAUACCUCACUAUCAGUUGUUAUUAUGAGUGUGUGCAAUUUUGCUGUGGUGGCUUACUUUAUCAACCGCAAUCGAAAACAGAGCAAUAAUGUAGGACCAGAGAAAAACGGUUCGUACAGAUCAAGAUAUAGAAACAAUUCGAGGAAGAGAAAGAGUGACAUGAAGUACGCCAAGAUCAUGGCCUGCGUCUCGUUUUACUCUCCGCUCUGUGUUUUUCCAGUACAGAUACUUAUAUUACUACAUCAAUUUGGAGGAACGUCAAUCAGUGCUCAGUCCAUCUCGCUGUACCAGUUACAUGUAGUGGCAAUAAGCCUUCUUCUCAACCCAUUAUCAUAUGCCCUAAUAAGGAAGCACUAUAGACGAGCUUAUUGGUUUAUUCUUCGUCAUCCAUUGAUAGUGUGUGGCGUCACAAGCAAUGGAGAUUUUGAUUUUGAUGCUGCUGACAAUUCAGAUGGUUUGGGAUUAGAUCGAAAGAUAUUGAACUUCCGUGAGCUUGGUAUGACAGCCCUGGCUACAGCUAGAUUCAGGUUGAGGAUGAAGCAAGUAAUGGAUCAAAGAUCAGAAAAUAUCGCUCAGAAAGGUAACCAAGUAGCAACUAUCCCUACCAUCGUCAAACGAGAUUACUCAUUAGAAGACGACUUAGAAAAAGGCAAAAGAUGCCCUCCGUGUAUCUUCAUGGACAAUAGCGACGCCGAACGAAUAUCGAGCGCUACGGAAUGCUCCGAGACAUCAACGACACGUCUGCGAGCAAGACCGAACUUGCUACGAAAUCUUUCCUUGGCGUCUUCUUACUUUAGUGACCAAGAAUCACUGCCUCCAUCACCUGGAUACUUAGCUGUCCCAGAUAGGAAUUCCAACCGUUCAAGGACAGAAAGCAACGGCUCGUCUGAUACUGAUUACUCGGAUUUUCCCUCUACUAGCGGACUUGGUUCACCUAAAAGGCUUUCGUUUGACAACGAUAGUGUGUUUCUUGGAAACGACAACUAGGAAAAAGGUCUUAAUUUUUGUAAGGAAAAAAUAAGGAUCCACGGAAUCAACUCCUCUGCAGGCAACUCUUGCCUGAGCAACGGAGAUUUCGAAUGGAGAGGUCUGGAGAGGAGAAAGAGGGAGAGGAGAAAAGGCGAGGGUUGCAACCAUCCCUCUUUUUUCUCCAAUCCCCUCACUCAUGGAUCAUUCCACAAGAGGCCUAAUUUAAUUCUUUCCUAAGUUUUGUUUUGGAGAGUUUUCUGCAGAGGCUACAAUAUUCGUUGGAGUUGAUAAUUAGCCAUACUGAGGUUGAGUAAGAGACUGGGUCGUGUUUGCAUUGCAGUGCAUUGUGGGAAGUUUCAGUCGAACGAAAUAGACGCCAUAUUGAAAAUGUAUCCCCUAGAACAGUCCCACGAUGCACUGAAAUAUUAAAAUGGCUUUAUAUCUUU
Messenger RNA from Actinia tenebrosa (Australian red waratah sea anemone), 2188 nucleotides. Its product is annotated as rhodopsin, GQ-coupled. The record is from RefSeq and is a predicted model, not a curated record. NCBI's taxonomy places the organism in Eukaryota, Metazoa, Cnidaria, Anthozoa, Actiniaria, Actiniidae. Gene Ontology annotation, molecular function: G protein-coupled receptor activity. Gene Ontology annotation, cellular component: plasma membrane. Gene Ontology annotation, biological process: positive regulation of cytosolic calcium ion concentration; inflammatory response; adenylate cyclase-activating G protein-coupled receptor signaling pathway.